Malassezia vespertilionis is the source of this 699-nucleotide messenger RNA. It is a transcript of the gene YUH1, whose product is annotated as ubiquitinyl hydrolase 1. The record is from RefSeq and is a predicted model, not a curated record. NCBI's taxonomy places the organism in Eukaryota, Fungi, Basidiomycota, Malasseziomycetes, Malasseziales, Malasseziaceae. Gene Ontology annotation, biological process: ubiquitin-dependent protein catabolic process; protein deubiquitination. Gene Ontology annotation, cellular component: cytoplasm. Gene Ontology annotation, molecular function: cysteine-type deubiquitinase activity. The coding region runs from base 1 to 699 and encodes 232 amino acids. The transcript has a single exon.
AUGGCCACAUCGUGGGUACCGCUCGAAGCAAAUCCCGGCCUGUUCAGCGAAUGGAGCAACGAGCUGGGCUUGGAUACUUCCAAGUAUGCUUUCCAUGACAUUUUUGGGCUCGACCCAGAAUUGCUGGCAAUGGUCCCACAGCCUACCAACGCCGUCCUAUUUCUGUUCCCACUUUCGCCGGCGAUCGAAGCGCGGCGCAAAACAGAAGAUGCCGUGCCGCACACGUCCCAAGAUGAUGUCCUGUGGUUUCCGCAGACUAUCGGGAAUGCAUGCGGCACAAUCGGUCUUUUGCAUGCGAUCGCGAAUUCAAACGCUGCGAGCGCUGUUGCAUCCAACUCGGCGCUUGCGCAGCUACUUGGCGACGCGAAGAAGCUCGCACCGGCAGAGCGUACUACACUGCUGGCACAGAGCAAGGCACUGCAGAGUGUCCACGCAGCGACUGCGCAGCAAGGCCAGACACAUGCACCCGAGCCUGUCGACGAUGUCGAUCUGCACUUUGUCGCGUUUGUGCGCGGCGCGGAUGGCCAGCUUCUCGAACUCGAUGGACGUCGUACGGGGCCUGUCGUGCGCGAUGUGCGCGUGCCAGCUCAAGAAGACUUGCUUGCCAAGACGGCCGAGUUUGUCCAGAGCUACUAUAUGCGCGCCGAUCCGGAGCAGGUGCAGUACAACUUGAUAGCGCUUGCGCCGAACGAUUUAUAG